AUGUCCGAUCCUAACCCUUUUGCAUUUGAUGAUGCAACAUUGCGAACAUUUUACCUGUUAAGAUCGUUGAAUCCAAGAACCGACUGGAAAACAGACACUUUGGAUAUAGAUUCAACGGACACACAAGCUGAGAACAAUCAAUAUAAUGCGGCGCACAUUCCAGAUCCUUUGAACCCUCAAAUAUCCAUGCAAAAGGCUUGCAAAGGUUUGAGUUUAAAACCUGAAGUCCAGUACAGAUAUUUAAUUAACAGUAACAGAUUCAAUUCUAAGUUGUUUUUACGUGAUGUUCAUAAGGAUGACACUUUUGAGCAACUUUCAAAUGCGUUAGAUAUACUAGAUGCGUCUUUGAAAGAACAGAGUGAGGACCUGAAAACACUAGUUCAGAAAAACUUUGUUCGAUAUGUCAGAUGUAAAUCUAAUCUAGACCAAAUAUACGAUAAGUUCGACAGAAGAAUGAAUGGCAAUGACAACUUUUUGGAUAUAGACCAUUUAGAGGACUCUUUAAGGGAUAUGGCAAGAGAAACUACAAUAAAACUGAAACCUUUAAUGGAUCAAGCCACCAAGCUACAGGACUAUAAGGCUACUAUUCGUUUUGUUCAAGAGUCCAAGGAACUAUUUGAUUUGCCAAAAAAGCUGGUUGAUGGCGUUAACAAACAAGAUCAUGCCAAAUUAAUGUUUGAAUACAGGCGUGGGAUGCAAAUUCACUCCAAACUCAAUAGAAACCCAGUUGUGACACGCGUUUGGAAUGAAGUCGAAGCGGUAAUAGAUCAAUAUAGGGAAGAUACCUGGGAUCAGUUGGUGGCUCCUCUGGAAAACCAAACCCAAGAAUACUUCCUCCCUUUGAUGUCAAAACUGAUGGACCUUAAGGUUGAGGACAAUCCGAUUACUAAGUGGAUGGAUACAAGGAUCUCUCACUUUGAUUCACAAUUGACGGAGUUAUCACAAACACUGAUGAACAAAAUAUUGGCAGCAAAGAAAAACAUACUGAAGAAUAGUUCAGGGGACGAUAUUGAACUGUCGUUUUAUUUAAAUAUGGAAACUUAUUCAGAAGAUGAAUCCGAUAAAUCAAGACGGAACUACAGCUUGACAGAUUCUCCAAUUGUUGUUGAAAUGUGGCUACUGAUUCUGAAAUAUAUUGCAUCCAUAUCAAAUCUAUGCUCAAGUUUUGUUGAGUUUUGGGAACAUGUCGAAAGAUUUGUAAAUAAUACUUAUCAAACAACAUUAUUAAAUGAAAAGAGGAAAGAUAAUAUAAUCGGUCUGGGUGAGCUAUCUCAAGAUGAAGAAACUUUGCUUCAAUUAUCGGAAGAAGAAAUUGCUAACAAAAGAGAAAAGGGUGAAAACUUUGUAAGGUUGGUGAACCGAGUAUUAUGCGACCUAUUUCUAGCAUCACAAGAGAGCCUGGGAAACGGUCCAGCAAAAAUAAAAGAGGAUGGUCUUCCUUCAAAUUACGGUUUCAUUCCUCCAAGGUGUAAUAGUUUGAGUUGUCUUCGAUACUUGCCAAAAAUUGUCGACCCUAUUUUCAAAUUCACAACGGAACUAGCCCAACUCAUGAUAACCGAUAAAUCCAUAGAAAUCUUGCGACAAUUAGUUGCCAGAGUAUUAAAUCGAUGUGUUGGAGCGAUUUCUUCUACGAAGUUAAGAGACAUGUCAAAUUCACAUAUUUUAGAAGAUUGGGAAGUUUACACCCGGACUGCUGAAGAACAAUACUGCAUAACACAAUAUCCAGCGAUUGUGCUAUCUUUUAAUUACUAUAGUAUUCGCACAGUUCGGGAUAUGCUAUUUUCAUACGAGAAACUGCCAGUUUUAAAUGGUGUUUCAAUAGUUUCCCAUCCAUCAAAACAAUUCUUAAUGGAGAUUGAAGCACAGCAAAUUGUAUCGCUAGAGUCAGUACUUGAAUCAAUCUUGAAAAAUGCCACAAAGGAUAAAGAUUUGCCAAGAAAUUCACACACAAUCCUCACCUUAUCCAAUCUACAACACAUCAAGAAAUAUACAUUUCCAGAAAUUUUACAAUAUUUUGAUGAAGCAUUUGAAUCCAAUUUAAGUAACAGGAAAUCAAGUAUAUUUGUUUUGUUGGAUAAAAUGGAAACUUCAAUCUUUGGCAACUAUAUAUCUGGUUUAAAAAUUACCCUAAAAGAAAUAUUGGAAAAGAAGUUCCACGAUAUUAACUGGUCAAAGCACAGUUCUAAUUCUUUUCGUGUUGGUGACUAUAUCAUUGAGGCGCUUAUGGUUCUCGUUACUGUCCAUAGCGAAUGCUUUCAACUUGGUCCGCAGUUAAUAAACCAAAUUUUUAAGGAAACACAAAUAUUUAUAUCGAAGUAUUUGUUUGAAGCAUUUAAACCAUAUACUGGUAAUAUUUCAGCUGAUGGUUUGCUGCAGGUGACAGUGGACUUGCAGUUUUUUCAGAAAGUUUUGGGAUCUCAUCUAGAGAAGGAAACCGAAGUAGUAUUGACGGCCUGCUUACAAAAUUGUAUGUCUAAUGAUCUAGUCAAAAUGCAAACAUGUAUUACAGAGACAGAACCUAUUGUUGCAUCAAAUUUAAGUAGAACUUCUGUACAAUUUGCCUCAUUCCAUUAA
Eremothecium sinecaudum is the source of this 2574-nucleotide messenger RNA. It is a transcript of the gene SEC5, whose product is annotated as exocyst subunit SEC5. The coding region runs from base 1 to 2574 and encodes 857 amino acids. Gene Ontology annotation, biological process: Golgi to plasma membrane transport; exocytosis. The transcript has a single exon. The record is from RefSeq and is a predicted model, not a curated record. NCBI's taxonomy places the organism in Eukaryota, Fungi, Ascomycota, Saccharomycetes, Saccharomycetales, Saccharomycetaceae. Gene Ontology annotation, cellular component: exocyst.